Messenger RNA from Cucurbita moschata (crookneck pumpkin), 1375 nucleotides. RefSeq names its product probable hydroxyacylglutathione hydrolase 2, chloroplastic. NCBI's taxonomy places the organism in Eukaryota, Viridiplantae, Streptophyta, Magnoliopsida, Cucurbitales, Cucurbitaceae. The record is from RefSeq and is a predicted model, not a curated record. The transcript has 8 exons. Gene Ontology annotation, molecular function: hydroxyacylglutathione hydrolase activity. Bases 150 to 1136 code for a protein of 328 amino acids.
UAUAGUGGCGCUAAGAGUUGGAUUGAUUCGCUUCACAUAAUUACGACUCGAGUGCCAACUGCCCUCGCCCUGCCCCUCUCCACCGCUCUCUCUCUCUUCUCUCUCUCCUCCCUCUCCGAUCUCGAUCUUCUCUUCUGGUGGAGAAGAAGAUGCAGAUGAUGGUCUCCAAGGCUUCCUCAGCCAUGGCCUCCAUGCCUUGCACUAGGGUUGGAAGCGUAUGUGUCUGGCCGAGCAUGAAACAGCUUUCUUUUAGAAAAGACCUUUUGUAUGGGGUUAUGAGACUCUUAUCUAUACCAUUGAAAACAUUGCGUGGAGCUAGUCGUUCACUUAAAGUUGCUCAGUUCUGCAGUGUCGUCAAUAUGUCUUCCACAUUGCAAAUUGAACUGGUACCUUGUCUUCGUGACAACUAUGCAUACCUCUUACAUGAUGUUGAUACGGGCACAGUUGGGGUUGUUGAUCCUUCUGAAGCUGUACCAGUUAUAGAUGCUUUAAGAAAGAAAAACAGAAAUUUGACAUAUAUACUUAAUACACAUCAUCAUCAUGAUCACACUGGUGGGAAUGAAGAAUUAAAAGCAAGGUACGGAGCAAAGGUGAUUGGCUCUGGAAUAGAUAGCGACAGAAUUCCUGGAAUUGACAUAGCUUUAAAGGAUGGAGACAAGUGGAUGUUUGCUGGGCAUGAAGUGCAAGUAAUGGAAACUCCUGGUCAUACUCGAGGUCAUAUUAGCUUCUACUUUCCUGGAUCCGCUGCAAUAUUUACUGGAGAUACUUUAUUCAGCUUAUCUUGUGGCAAGCUUUUUGAAGGAACUCCUGAACAGAUGCUAUCUUCCCUUAAAAAGAUCACUUCUUUGCCAGAUGAUACCAACAUAUUUUGCGGUCAUGAAUAUACUCUGAGUAACUCUAAGUUCGCUAUGUCCAUUGAACCUAAGAACGAGGCUCUCAAAUCUUAUGCAACCCAGGUUGCCAAUCUACGAAGCAAGGGCUUGCCAACGAUUCCAGCAACAUUAAAGAUGGAGAAAAUGUGCAAUCCAUUCCUCCGUACAUCAAGUAUCGAAAUUCGACAGUCGUUAAACGUUCAAAAUACAGCGGAUGAUGCAGAGGUGUUGGGUAUGAUUCGCAGAGCCAAGGAUAAUUUUUAGGCACCCCCUACAAAACCUCAAAAGAAGAAGGGGGUGGGAAAGUUCAUUUUGGUGUAUAGGAUGAUGAUAGGUUAGCCAUAUGCAUGUGUAAAAUAAGUUAAACCUCGAUGAUUUCCUACAAGUUCCAUUAUCAGUUCAGUUCUUAAUUUUAAAUUCGCACCUCUCCUGCCACGAGAAUUCAAUCUUUUUUGUUUUCCCUCUUUUGAAAUGAAGAGUGCAAUCAUUUGAUCCCUGAUGUA